This is a messenger RNA of Phasianus colchicus (ring-necked pheasant), 5230 nucleotides long. It is a transcript of the gene RNF146, whose product is annotated as ring finger protein 146. Gene Ontology annotation, biological process: Wnt signaling pathway; ubiquitin-dependent protein catabolic process. Gene Ontology annotation, cellular component: cytoplasm; nucleus. Gene Ontology annotation, molecular function: poly-ADP-D-ribose binding; zinc ion binding; ubiquitin protein ligase activity. The record is from RefSeq and is a predicted model, not a curated record. NCBI's taxonomy places the organism in Eukaryota, Metazoa, Chordata, Aves, Galliformes, Phasianidae.
ACGGUCCGGGCUCGAGGUUUUUAAUUGCAUCCUUCGGGAGUGGUAAAGUGGGACGAAAAAAAAUAGGUCCUGCGCUCGGUGCUGUGCGUAUCGUCACCGCUGAGAAAUUAUUGCGAAGUACUCGGUAAAUACGAGGUGUUUCAUGCUGUGGAUGUCCGCUUUCCGCGCUUGAAGAAACCCCGAUCAAAGCGUCUUAUUUCCGUCUUCGCAUAACUUUCCUGCGGUAUGAAGGAGAAAUAGGGUAGAGCUUGUUGCUGGGAGCGCAGCGUGCAGUGUGCAGGGGUAAUGACAAGGAAGAAAAGGGAGCGGAGCUUUAAAGCGUUCCGUCACAUCGGUAGUGCUGAAGGUACGGCGCUGCGGCGUUGUUAGCUGCUGCCUCUGGGCAGUGGGUUGCUUAAAAAUAGGCCUUAAAGUGCCUCUGAAAACGCACAGCCAAAAGCGAUCACUUGUGGUUGUACCGAAGGCACGUUAAAAUCUGAAUAUUGAUUCGGUCACUUGGAGUAAAUCUUAAAUAUUUGAUGUUUGUGCAGGCUUGCUUUAUAGCCCUGCACAGUUAAUGUUGUGGCUUUUUUCCAAGCGAACCGAAGUACCAGUUGUUUAAAUGGCUGAGGGAAAGUUUUGUUCUUUUUGUUUCUUUUCAAAUCCACGGCAUUGGUGUAGAUGUAACGGAAUUGUCAUUUGCCCAGAGCAAUGGAGCUGCAGGACUUUUGGAGUUGAAUAAGGUUUGGAAGGCUCUUGGAGUUGCUGGGGAAAAAUCUUUCUUGGAAUCGAUGAGUUUUUUUCUCCUUCUGUGCAUGUUCAGUGUUCCUGUGCUUUAUUUCUCUCUCAGAAAUAUUGGUAGCUUCAGAUGUGCCCGUUUUUGCUUUGUUUUCCCACAGGAAUUUUGUCACUGUCCUCUUAUUUGAGUACGAAGCUGAGGUUUUCCUCACUUAAGUAAAAUGAAAUAGGACACGGGCUCCCAGUUAUAGCACAGCAGAAGAAACUCAUUUUGAAUAACUGUGUAGCAGUUCAGUACCAAAAUGGUUGACUGUUCUGCAUUUGACUGUUUUUCUGUAACUCAGAUCAGAAUUAAUAUACAAGCUUUUUUAAAUUAAAGUGUAGUAAUGCUGUAUAAGGAAUGACGGGGAAUUUGAAGCCUUAUCACAUCAGUGAUUUCUGAAAGUAUUCUAAGUUUAAGAGAGAGAGAGAGAAGGCAGUGAGGUUAUUUACCCGCUGUGCGGUCCAAUACUUGCUGGAAGUUACAAAAACACCAGAUAGGUUCCAUACCUUUAGCUGAUACAGUAUUGAUGAUAAUAGGCCUACAGGUGGGAGAGCAAUUUUUUUUAAUUAUUAUUUUUUUCUCCCUUAUUAAACAGAACACCAUCAGCAAAAAGCAACCACCACCAUCCUUCCUUGCUUUCCCAGUAUUUAGCUCAUGCUGUCCCAUAGGGAGAGUCCUUUUUUCCCUGCUUCUACCUUCCCCCACCCCACCUCCUCAGUAACUGAGAUAUAUGUUAGGGAGCCUGAUGGUAACAGUCAAGCAUUGAAUCACAGAAGAAUAUCUACCCAUUAUCAUUUCUUUUGUAGUGCUGCACCUGUUCAAUUUUCAGCCUCUGGCAGACAAAAGAUGAGUUUGUGGUAACUGUUGUAAAGUGGUCUGUCUGGUGUUGCAGAACUUGUGAGAUCACCUUUCAUUUGAGGCAAGGUUUAAGUGGUAGCCUUCAGCAAGUGAGAAGCUGGCUUUAGUUGAAUUUACCAGCGGUAUUUUUGUUUUUUAUUUCUAAAAAGCUAAACUUUAUUUACAAAGAUUUCCUAGGGCUGUCAGUAACAAACACUGCACUUACAUUUAGGAUCUGGCUUCUUAUGUAAGUUUCUGGAAAUAUGUUUGUUGUUGCUAUUUUUCCUCCACUCAUGUCAGUCAUGUCUCCGAAAUAGUAGAAAAGUGGAAAAAAUUGUCCUGGCUAUGAUAGGCUACUGGGAAUUUGAUAGGCAGCAGCCGACUGAUCUGACAAGAGAUGGUUUCACUCCAUCUUGGCUUAGUAAAAGCUUGAUGCUUUUAUCAAAGAAGCCAUUUUUGGAUGACAGGUCUGCUAGGAGGAACAUCGCUUCAGCAUCCUAACAUGGUGUGGAAGAAACUGGCACAAGGUCCCCCAGCAGGCGUCCUGACAGCCUUCCAAGGAAACAAGGGGCUGUUAACGCUGGCUGAGCCGCAGUGUGGGACCAGUUGUUGCCCAGCUGGUGAUGCCAAGUUUAAAUUCCUAUUCCAAGUGAGUGGAAUUGUCCUUCAUCUGUUGUGGGCUGUGUUUCAGAGUCAGUGUGCAAUAGGCUUCAUGGGAUUGGUGACUGCACAGGAGGAAGGGACGCUCGCUGGUUGCCACAGAUAGUGUAACUCCUUGUAUGAGAUGCUCUUCUGGCGUAGGAAGUUAAUUGCUAUGUAUAGAACACAGCUCUCAGCCACUUUACUUCAAAGGAGCAGGAGUCCAGGAAGGGGUGUGUGUAUAACCACAAGCAUCUUUUAUCCCGUUUAGUAAAAUUUCCAGGACUGGCUUAUUAAAUAACAAUGUAAUGAAGCAUGGAGGUUACCUGAAGUCAGUAUGUGGACUAGUUCUUUUUAAUAGCUGUGCAGCAAUUAUGAAGUUGCUGUGCCAUAAUCCUAUAAUUAUGCCCUAAUUGGAUUCUUCUAGGUAUAAUUACAUACAUUAAAUAUGUGCACACAUUUUUUCCCUGAGAAAUCUGUCAGAAAUGACCCAACCUCCUUCUCCCAUCUCCACAUAAUAUUUGGUCUCACAAUGCGCUACCUCUGAUAGCGGAUUGCAAGAGGUAAGAGAUAAAAGACUUCGAGUGAAGCCCACAGAUGUACCAUAGAAAGCCAGCCCUAAGAUGAAGGACUGAACGCCACAUUCACAGCACUGAGCUUGUUGCAGCUGUCUCUUUGAUCAUAGCAAACACCAUAUCUCGUCUGAGCGGAUUAGUAGAGCCAGAAUUUUAAUGUGAUUGCAGCUCUCCAGAUUGAUGUGUAAAGAAAUGGUGAGGGGAGAUCUGUCUUUUGAAAAGGUGCUAGGACAAAUGGAUAGGCACGUUAAUUUUUGCAUUUUUUUCCUUAGGAACGGUCUCUAAAAAUAGCUGCACUGAAUGCCACGUGAAGCUCAGCUGUAAAGAAAAUAAUGUUUGAGUAAUGUGUCUUAGAAGUCAUCUGAACAUUUCAUUCCAAUGUUAUUAAUGAUAAGUGUUCAAUCGUUGGAUAGACUGUGACACAGAAGACUAUAAUGCAAAAUGUUCCAUGUUCUGUCAGGGAGUUAUUGCUCCUCCAUUCUCCCUGGUCUGUACUAGUGUGCAAAGAAGCUGAAACAGUAGUGUACCAUUGGGCAGAACAAGUCAGGAAUGAGCCAGCCUUUGGAAGGAGGACCUGCCAUCCUAGGUGGAGACAUCUGAAGAGAGGACAUCUUAGUCCUGUGGCAUGCUCCAGUAGAUAUUACUCAGAAGAAGAUGGCUGGCUGUGGUGAAAUAGAUCAUUCAAUCAACAUGCUUCCCACAAACAGGAAGACAAAUGAGUCGUGUGCUAAUGCUGCACCUUCCCUGACAGUCCCUGAAUGUGCUAUCUGUCUGCAAACGUGUGUCCAUCCAGUAAGUCUGCCUUGUAAACACGUGUUCUGCUAUCUGUGUGUCAAGGGAGCUUCUUGGCUUGGGAAACGUUGUGCGCUCUGCCGGCAGGAGAUCCCAGAGGAUUUUCUUGACAAGCCAACCCUAUUAUCACCAGAAGAACUCAAAGCAGCGAGCAGAGGCAAUGGAGAAUACGCUUGGUACUAUGAGGGGAGAAAUGGUUGGUGGCAGUAUGAUGAACGUACCAGCAGGGAGCUGGAAGAUGCCUUUUCCAAGGGUAAAAAGAGCACUGAAAUGCUAAUUGCUGGGUUUUUGUACAUAGCAGAUCUGGAAAACAUGGUUCAGUAUAGGAGAAAUGAGCAUGGACGGCGCAGAAAAAUAAAACGGGACAUAAUAGAUAUACCAAAGAAGGGAGUGGCUGGGCUUAGGUUGGACUGUGACACUAACAGUGUCAACCUGGCACGAGAGAGCUCUGCUGAUGGUGCAGACAGCACACUGACUGGGGGGGCUGCAGCUGUACAGCCUCUGGUGCCUGUUUCUGCUAGGCCCCUGCCAUCACUGGAUGGUCAGCUUAUGAGUCCUUCGACACCCUCUCCUGAUGCAAGCACUUCUCUGGAGAACUCUUUUGCCCACUUACAAAUAAAUGGAGACAGUAUGGCUGAAAGGAGUCAUAGGGGAGAGGGAGAGGAGGACCACGAAUCAUCAUCUUCUGGCAGGGUGCCAGCCCCUGACACCUCUGUGGAGGAGACUGAAUCGGAUGCUAGCAGCGAUAGCGAGGAUGUGUCGGCUCCCCUCCAGCAACACCCAUCCUCUGCCCAGCAGAGACACUUGAAUGCAAACGCAAACCAGUCUGGAGCAGAUAGAACAGUGGCAGGGGGAGGGGUGACAAAUGCAAGCGUAAGAUCUAGGAGGCCAGAUGGACAGUGCACAGUCACUGAAGUGUAAAUCCGGAGCCAUGCAAUUUAAAAACUCAGUCUCCUAUCUGUAAAUUUUCUGUCCACAUUGGCAUUGCACUCAAACCUAGCAGUGUGUUUGGUGGGAGGGUGGGGUGAAGGGAAGAAGCAGAUUUGGCCUAACUUAAGUCUUUUAACAUGUCUUAGCUGGAAGACUAACUGUAAGAAACUGGGUUGUCCUGUUAAUGGUUUGAAAGCUGCUUAGCAAUACCCGGUUUUCUUGAAAAUGUCUUGUGUUUAUUUUGUAGCAUUUUGCCCUUGAAGAUACUCUAUCCCUUUUUGGCCAAUGUAUAUCUACUGUACAACUUGAAUUGUCUUCAUUAUCUGAUUGUUGCAUUAAGUGUCUUACUACUUUCUGCAUGGAUCGAUGUAUGAAAAGAACACUAAAGCAACGUGGCAGCAGACAAGGCGUUGGGUGUGAACGGGAUGCUUAAUUUAAUGUGAGAAAAAUAGAUGUGAGUUUGGAGUUAAAAUGUGUUUUUACUAGACAAAGCGCAAGCAUUUACCUUCCGUCAGUGGAAAUAUAAAAAUGCUGUUAACUUUUGUUGCAAAUUCUUACCUAUACACUUCAUGGCAUUUUCAUCGGCUUUGCCAUCUAGUCCUUGUAGUUCUGUUUUUGAGGUCUUUCUUGAUCUGUCUCAUUUUUGUUACGGAAUUUAUAAUUUAAUAAAAACUACAUUUUAUCAGUAACCAUCUUA